UACAAACACACGCAACACACAUUCCCAUACAAAAAAAAUUGUUUGCAAUUUCUCUCCUUUAAAUUCUAGCAAGGCGAUAAAAGAAUGAAUACAUUCAAGAUAUCCCAUUUCGUUUUGGUGAUCCUAAUGGUUUUAGCCAUUGGUAUAACACUUAGUGAACCGCUAAGGGUUGAGGCGAACCACAGAGACAGAUAUGGUCGGUUGAUAGCCUCUACACGGGGGAGAAAAGGUUGGAGCCGUACAAGUGCAGCAAUGACAUGUGACAAAAGCCCCCGAGUAUGUCGUCUCAAAGGAAGUUCAGGCCGUGCUUGCUGUCGUAAGAGGUGUGUGGACUUGAGGACCAACAAAUUGAACUGUGGAAGGUGUGGGAAAAGCUGUCAAUACUCGGAGAUUUGUUGCAACGGGUAUUGUGUAAACCCAAUGUUUGAUAAGAGACAUUGUGGAGGUUGCUUUAAGAAGUGCAACAAAGGGAGAUCGUGUGCCUAUGGAAUGUGCAGCUAUGCUUAAAGAAACAAUGGGGGUACUAAGGUUAUUGAGAAAAAGUUUAAUUUGUUGGUUUAAAUUGGAUUACAUUCAUAUUACAAUCUGUAAUAAAUAAAUAGAAAACAUUAUAUCUAUAGCUUACACAAGGGUGGUCAAAUUGUUAUUAAAAUUCCGA
Brassica oleracea var. oleracea is the source of this 658-nucleotide messenger RNA. Its product is annotated as stigma-specific STIG1-like protein 1. Lineage: Eukaryota; Viridiplantae; Streptophyta; Magnoliopsida; Brassicales; Brassicaceae. The transcript has a single exon. The record is from RefSeq and is a predicted model, not a curated record. Bases 85 to 507 code for a protein of 140 amino acids.